UACACGCUUCACUGGGGCUUUGGACUUUCACUCCACUCCAGACAUCUUCCCCCAUGGGAUGUGAUGAGCCCCCUACUCCUGAAGAGCUCCUGACUCUUCUUUCUAUGGUGCGAGAAGAGAAGGUGGUAGAAGAAAAGAUGAAGAAAAAAUUAGUUAAGAAGACUGGGGAUGUGGAGACCCGAAAACAGAAAGUGCUGCAGAUGCAUAGAAGAAGUGGACUUGCUUUGCCUUCCCAGGAGGAGGAUGAACACAAGCAGCAGGAGCUACUGCAGAAGAGGAGAGAGGAUGAACAGCAUGACAAAGAGAGGAAGAUUAUGGAGCUGAAGAAACUGGCAGAGCAGCAACAGGUGGAACAGGCAAAGGAGAGGAGUCACAAACAGCAAGAGAAGGGGAAGGCCCUUCACCUGCAGAUGGAGCUUGCAGUGGUUACAGAGGAGGAGGAAAACCAAAAGAAGGAGGAACAGAGUCCAGAAGAGCAGGAACGGCGGGAAAAUAAAACCAAGCCACUUGAAUCUGUUGCUAUUGUUCCUAGUAAAUGGCUGAAUAUAACAGUGGAGAAAUCUCCUGUCACUGACUCCUAUCAAGGGCCCCCUUUAGGCUCAAAAGAACCCAGAUUCCCCAAGGUAAAUCCAAAUAACUAUGGGCUGGAUCUGAACAGUGAUGACUCCACAGAUGAUGAAAGCCAGCCUCGCAAGCCCAUCCCUGUCUGGGCCUCUGGGGCUCGGCUUAAUCAAGCUGUUACAUACCAAUAUUACAACCCUCCAAAUAUUGAGACGCUCUUUGGGCUGAUCAUAAGCCCUAAACUUGAGGACAUUUUCUACAAGAACAAGCCACGGUAUUUCAAACGCACCAGCUCUGCUGUCUGGCACUCACCACCCCUUCCCGGUACCAAAUCUACACUGGGCCUGCCUUACAACCUGAAAAAGUACUGAGGAAGGAGAAUGUCCCUCUUCUGUCCACCUGCCAUUUCAAUGUUGUCCUGGUUUUUGUGUAAAGAAGAAAAAUCUUUAAGAUCUGUUUUUUUAAUAUUUGCAAAGAAUAAAAGCUUUAAUAAAAGUUCAUGUUAAAAUAAUCAGGGCCACUUUCUUUCCUGUCUGGGGUGGGUUUUUGUUGGCACAUAGCUUAUCUUCUUGGGGUAAGUGAAAUGCCCAAAUAAAAGAGCUGCAUGGAAGAUUAUAUCUCAGAUGAGUAGGACUUGCUGUCUUCAGGGCCUGAGCUCUUCACUUGCUCCUUAGUAGUUAAAAUGUAUGGCUUUUAUAGUGCCCUCUAACUUUGAUCUGAAAUCUUCAUGCUUUGUCUUAGGCUGGAAGUGACUUUUAUUUGGAGUGUUUGAUAUG
This is a messenger RNA of Gopherus evgoodei (Goodes thornscrub tortoise), 1337 nucleotides long. Its product is annotated as inner centromere protein-like. Bases 54 to 932 code for a protein of 292 amino acids. The record is from RefSeq and is a predicted model, not a curated record. The transcript has 7 exons. Gene Ontology annotation, cellular component: kinetochore; meiotic spindle midzone; midbody. NCBI's taxonomy places the organism in Eukaryota, Metazoa, Chordata, Testudines, Testudinidae. Gene Ontology annotation, molecular function: protein serine/threonine kinase activator activity. Gene Ontology annotation, biological process: metaphase chromosome alignment; meiotic spindle midzone assembly; positive regulation of protein serine/threonine kinase activity.